Molecule: messenger RNA, 4410 nt
Organism: Sporothrix schenckii 1099-18
Lineage: Eukaryota; Fungi; Ascomycota; Sordariomycetes; Ophiostomatales; Ophiostomataceae
Exons: 10
Coding region: 1-4410 (1469 amino acids)
Biological process (GO): transmembrane transport
Cellular component (GO): membrane
Molecular function (GO): ABC-type transporter activity; ATP binding; ATP hydrolysis activity
Source: RefSeq, a predicted model, not a curated record
AUGGUCCGUUGUGCAAACGACGGGAGCUUUGGCCCCGUCUUGACACCUGAGCCGGACUGCUAUAGCUUCGACUUCACACUGACGUUUGAGGACUGCAUUCUGUCGAUUGCACCCUGCUCCAUUGCCUUACUAUUAGCCAUUGUGCGAAUCUAUUAUCUUCUCAAGCGCAAUGCCCUUGUCCGCUGGCCGCUCUUGCUGGCCCUCAAGCUGCUUCUCUUCGUUGCCUUGCUAGGUGUUCAGCUAGGCAUUGCGGUUCUCCUCGGCACCAACAGGGGCUUCCAUACACACACCACUCUUGCAUCGAGCGUCGUGAGCUUGUGCACAACUGUUGCGCUGACAGUACUCUCCGAUCUGGAGCAUGUGCGCUCCGUCCGUCCGUCCUACCUUAUCCAGAGUUUCCUCUUCAUUUCCAUCUUUUGCGACUUGCCACGCAUCCGCACACAAUGGAUGCUGCCAGACAACGCCACUGUGGCACCCAUCUUUUCGGCCGCAUUUGGCCUCAAGGUGCUUCUGAUGUUUGUUGAGUCCAUACACAAGUACAGCCACUCCACCCUGGCCGACGACAAGAUCUCGCCCGAGGAGAUACAGGGCGUCUUUGGUGAUACAUUAUUCACGUGGCUGAACCCUCUCUUUUUUGAGGGAUACAAGCGCAAUCUGACCAUGGACGACCUCUAUCCGGUUGACAACGGGCUUCGUGGCCAGACUCUAUAUGACCGUCUGCAAAGCCAUUGGCUGAAAGCCGACAUCCACUUACACAACGUAGCAAACUACAAGCGCAAACACUGUUUGACAUAUGCGACAUUCAGAACAUUCACACCAGAGCUAGCCAUGGCAUUUGUUCCCCGCGUCGGCUUGAUGGGCCUCAGUCUGUCCCAGCCGUACCUUGUCAGCGCAGCCAUCAACUACAUCGACAACGCUGAUCGGCCAAAGAGCUAUGGGUACGGCCUCAUCGGUGCCUACGCUGUAACUUACAUUGGCAUUGCGUUAACCACUCGUUGGUACAUGCACAUUGCUUUCCGUACCAUGGCCAAGAUCCGUGGCGCCCUGGUAACAAUCAUCUACAAAAACAUGUUGGCCAUCCGUGCCGAGACUGGCAACUCGUCAGCGGCGCUAUCCCUUAUGAGUACUGAUGUCGAUCGCAUCACGUUCACGACUUUCAAUAUCGUCGACUUGGCCCCGAGUGUGGUACAACUCGGCAUCGCCCUAGGCAUUCUCGGAACCGAACUAGGCGGUAGCAGCGUUGCCCCCAUUAUUCUCUGUCUCAUUUGCGGAAUCAUCGCCGCACGACUGGGCAAAAUGAUCCCUCCGCGUCAGCGACGCUGGAUGGCGGCCAUUCAGAAGCGGGUCGGCAUCACGUCUGAUAUUGUCGGUUCCAUGAAGGGCGUCAAGGUCGCCGGUCUCAACGAAAAGGCCGAGCAGCAAAUCCAAGGCCUCCGCGAUUACGAGAUAGACCAGUCCACUGCUAUGCGUAAGAUCCAAGUGUGGAAUCUCCUUCUCGGUAUCGCCCCGUCGCUGCUUAUGUCGGCCGUGACGUUUGCCGUCUAUGCCAUCGUGCAGAAGGUGUCUGGCGACAGUCAGUUUGGCGUCGCCCGGGCCUUUACCGCGCUAAGCGUCUUAAAUGUGCUCAUUGCGCCGGUCAUGACCAUCACAUCGUCGUGGACGAACUUGGCCACGGCUCUCGCCUGUCUUGAUCGCAUCCAGGCCUUUUUGAUGCAAGAGAAGCGCGAGGACUACCGCAUCCUGCUGCCACGGUCAGACUCCGGCUCCUUUACGACGCACGAUUCGGCCAUGCUAGGUGCAGACAAUGCGUCAGAGAAGUCGGCUAGCAAGGACAAGCAGCCAUUGAUCAAGGUUCGAGAGGGCACUUUUGGCUGGAAAGCCGAUGCGCCGCCGGUACUCAAAGACGUCGACAUCGACAUUAUGCCGGGCGAAUUGACACUCGUUAUCGGCCCCGUGGCUUCCGGCAAGUCGACACUCCUCAAGGCGCUCAUUGGUGAAUGCCGAAAAUUCAAAGGCGCCGUCGAGUUCACCAUUCCGGAAGAGGUAGCGUAUUGCGACCAGGACGCCUGGCUGCUCAACCGGUCCAUAAAAGAAAAUGUGCUCGCAUACGAGCCGUACAACGAAGAGUUCUAUGAGCAGGUCAUCCAUGCUUGCCAGUUGGUCGAGGAUAUUGAGCAGUUCCCAAAGCGCGAUGACACCACCAUUGGCAGUAAAGGUGUCUCUCUGAGUGGUGGUCAAAAACAGCGGGUGGCUCUUGCUCGUGCUGUUUACAACCGGAAGCCCAUUGUCAUUCUCGACGACAUCUUGAAAGGACUUGAUGCUGACACAUAUUCGAAAUGCUUCACGGCCACGCUUGGGCCGGAAGGACUCCUGAGGAAGAACCGAACAUCCGUUGUCCUUGCCACGCACAAUACCCAACUCCUACCCCAUGCCGACCAGAUUAUUGUCCUGGACGAAGGCGGCCGCGUCACGGAGCGGGGCAGUUUCGAUCACCUCAACUCAAGUGACGGCUUUGUUGCUGCCCUGGGUCUCAAGAAAUCUGCUAUGGACGCCGCCGCGAUCCGCGAUGCCCUGGACGUUGAGAUAGAACUCAAAGAAAAGGAAGCCAUUAUUGAACGCAUCGCCUCGGCCAAGGCUAUGGGCCGCAAGCCGCCCGGUGCGGGCGGUCCUCCGGAUGCUGUCCCGUCCGACAACGCGUCACGUGGCAAGCGGAAUGCCGAUGCCAUGUUCUCGUAUCUCAGGUCUCUGGGUGGCACGGCGUUUGCCCUGUACGCCAUCUUUACUCUCUGCGACAUUGGCUUCCGGACAGCGCAGCCGGUCUGGCUCAAUGUUUGGACGGCCGCAAAUGAAGAGCACCCUGACAGUCGUGUAGGCUACUACGUCGGCAUCUACGUCCUCUUUGGCGUAUUGAACGUUUUAUUUAUGGUCGCUGAAUUUUGGACGUUUCUGAUUAUCAUUGUGCCGCAUUCAGCCAAAGUCCUCCACAGGAAGAUUCUCGUCGCCGCUAUGCACGCGCCGUUAGCAUACUUUGUUGCUACCGACGCUGGUGAAAUCGUAAACCGAUUCAGCCAGGAUAUGACGCUCGUGGAUAUGCAGCUUCCUUUUUCAUUUAUGAUGUGCUACGGCCAACUCAUCAGUGCCGUCUCUCAAAUCAUCCUGACAUGCGUAGCAUCGGGCUACCUCGGUAUUAUUGUUCCCGUCCUUCUCGUUGUCCUGUACUGUGUACAGAAGUUCUACCUUCGAACAUCUCGCCAAAUGCGUCUCCUGGAUCUCGAAGCCAAAUCGCCGCUCUACUCGGACUUCAUCGCGUCUUUCUCGGGCUUAACAGCACUGCGUGCUUAUGGCUGGACAAAGGAUGCCGAGAACGAGAGCCUGCGCCGGUUAAACGAAUCACAAAAGCCGUACUACCUCCUGUAUUGCAUUCAGCGAUGGCUCUCACUCGUUCUCAAUCUUAUUGUUGCCGCCAUGGCGGUCAUCGUCAUUGGCCUGGCCGUCGGUCUCCGCAGCCAAAUUAGCCCUGGUCUGCUAGGUGUGGCCCUGACCAGCGUAAUGGGCAUCGGCAUGACACUCAGCAUGCUCAUCCAGAUGUGGACGCAGCUAGAGACGAGUCUGGGCGCCAUUACCCGCGUCAACGAGUUUGCCAACGAUACACCGCGCGAAGACGACGGGCCGGACAUGCCGCCGCCGCAGUGGCCCUCACGAGGUGCGAUCAGUGUGCAGCAUCUGGAGGCCAAGUACGGCGACCGGGUGGUCCUUGAGGACAUCAAUCUGGAAAUCCAACCGGGCGAGAAGGUCGCCAUUUGCGGGCGGUCGGGCAGCGGAAAAUCAACACUCAUCUCCCUGCUGCUGCGGCUGUACUCGCCCUCGCAGGGCCAGAUCGAGAUCGACGGCAUCGAAACGGGGCGGCUCAACCUCAACGCGCUGCGCGAGUCACUGGUGGCGCUGCCGCAGGACCCAAUGUUCCUGGCAGGCACGGUGCGCUACAACCUAGACCCGCUGGGCAAGGCGACCGACGAUGAACUCCUGGCGGUGCUGGACAAGACCAACCUCAAGAAGAUCAUUGACGACAAGGGCGGGCUGGACGCGGACCUCGACACGGAUUGGCUGAGUGCGGGCCAGCGGCAGUUGUUUUGUUUGGCCCGGGCACUGACGCGCAAAAGCCGGGUGCUGCUGCUGGACGAGGCCACGAGCAGUCUGGACCGGGAGACGGAGGCAUUUGUGGACAAGCUGGUCCAAGAAGACUUUGCGGGGUGGACGGCGAUUGUGGUGGCGCACCGCCUGCGCACGGUGGCAGAUUUCGACAAGGUACUGGUGCUGCAAGAGGGACGGGCGAUGGAGUACGACUCGCCCAAGGCUCUACUGGCACGCGACAGCCUGUUCAAGACCCUGUGGGAUCUGCAGGAGGCAUGA